UUUUCUAAAACAACUCCCAAAUUAAAAGAACAGAAUUUGCAAAUCGCCGCGUGCAAUUCUUAAUAGAAAUAUAAUUAAAAUAAAGAGCCAACUACGCUGUAAUAAAAUAACACCAUGCUUUCAUUGCAAGUGCACCCUUAAAUUGUUGAACUGCGGCUGAAAAAAAGUGCGCGAUUUUUUGUGGCCGCCGCUGCCGCAACCGCGAGGCUCAACUAGGCGACAAAUAAAAAUUAAAGGCAAUUCAGCCAGCAAUUCAUUCACAAUAGUUAAACGUUUGUAGCUGUAAUUGUAGUGCGUAUGAAUUAAGCAUGUCCAAAGCAAGUGAAUUGUUUGAUGAAGAGCUGUUUGAGACACGCUUGGAAGCGCUCAAGGACACGCAGGAAUGUAUACAACAAAUGUCCAACUGGUGCCUGCAACAUCGAAUCAAUCACAAGAAGAUCAUACACUCUUGGCUAAACGUAUUCAAACGAGUGCGUGUGGAUCAUCGCCUGGUAUUAUUUUAUCUGGCCAAUGAUGUUAUACAGUACAGCAAACGCAAGCGCUAUGAAUUUGUAGAGUGCUGGGCCACAGCGCUACAAAGAGCCACCACUAUGGUGCGCGACGAGCGCGUAAAGGGCAAAAUCUUGCGGAUAUUGCAGCGUGAGAUCUACAAUGAAGAAUUUCUCAGCGAUCUUAGCGGCUUGCUUAAUAUAGCUCCGCCCAAGAAAGCGCCACCAAGCAGCGAUCCCAGCAAUGAGUAUCAAAACUCUACGCUCAUAACGCAGGUGAGGGAAUGCGUUGAGCUGUCGGAAACCACAGACAAGAGCAUGAAGAAGCUACCAAAACCGCCAAAUUUCGAAAUCGAAGUCAUUAAGCAACAGCUAAAGGAUAAAAGUCAUUCUAAUGAAAUAGAAAAGGAGCUGGAACGCUAUGUGGCUUUUAUAAAUGCGUACAACAAGAAUUUACAAAAUGAAAUUAAGUGUCGCAAGGCGGUCUUGGAUUCUAUAGAAGCAGCGCAAAAAUUCUACGAGCACCAGGGGCGUGAAGUUAAAGUUGUAGCAAGUGCCUAUAAAAGCUUUGGUACGCGAAUCAAAAUUGUCAAACGCAAGCUGGAUGAGGUGAUACCCACAUUAUCAAGCCCAAUACCCUCGCCGGAUAUAAAUGCGCCCUCACCAGAACGUGAUGCGGAUCUGCAGUUGCCCGAUGAAAAUUCGCCAUUAGGCGAGAGCAUAUUCAGCAGCGACGGUCUCAAUGGUUUUGCCAGCUAUUUGGAUGGUCAGCUGCCCUUUGAUAUUAACGAUUUUAAGCGUGAAACGAAUGCCAAGGAUCGUGGGAGUGCCAUUGAAGUAAUUGGCUCGCGUUCGGAUGAUGAGAGCUAUACGCCAAGUGCCAAUUUCUAUAAACCCGAGACACUGAAUAGCAAUGCCUAUGCAAAUAACGCAAAUGGUAAUAGUGUCGGCUCUAUACCGGGUCUGGGCAGCAGCGGCAACACUGGCGAAUAUAAUCCGGCGCAAAUGCACAGCUCUUAUGGUGGUGUAUUGCCGCCACCAGCGCCGCCUAGUUUUGAGGAAUAUGCGCCGCCACCGCCACCCCAUCUGGGCUAUGGUCAGGCAGAGAGUCAAUAUACGCCUGCGCCUUUAAAUAGCAGCAACAACAUGGCACCACCGCCGCCUAUGCCAGCAAACGCUGGUGGCGUAGAUGAUUUCAAUAGUACUUGGGACAUGAGCAUGACUUGGACGCCGCUGGAUAACAGCUUAAAUAGCAGCAGCUCCAGCUAUACGCCAACGCAAAUAACGCCGCGCUCGCCGCCACACUUUGAGCGCAAAGGCAACGGUGCGCCCAUUGAGUACAAUGAUCAUCAUAAUGCUUCGGGGCUGGGUGCACAAGAUGUGGAUCAUCGUGCAGUGCAACUGCCGCCGGCGUUUAACUUUCGAUCCAAGACCACACAAAAUGAAGAUCUAACACGUCCGCUGGUGGAUAUUGAUCAUCGAAAUUUGAUAUCACUCACAGGCUCACCAGGGGGUGCAGAUAAGGACUUUACUGGCGGUGCAGAUGUGGACUAUCGCACAGCGCCAGUUCCCAAUCAUUCACCAAUGAUGGCGCCGCCGAAUAAGAAAAAGCACAAUUCGCCACUAAAAUCAAAUGCCAGUUCAUCUUCAGAGUCGGAUCGUGUAGAUGGCUCGGCGCGCUAUGAUCCAGCUGAUAUGGUUGUGGACAUGGAUAUGUCGGACGAGGAUCUGGAAGAGUCGCAGCGAGAAAUGAUUGCUAAUGUAAAUGAUGGUGAACUGGAUCAAGCAUCUGGACGGCCCGCGCUGCUGGAAACACCCGCAGAUUUUUUAAAUCAAUGGGACGACAGCAUGCAGGACACUCAGGGUGAUGGCCAACAACAACAACAACCACCACCUUUGCCACCGCAACCUUGGAAUCAAAUGCAGCCGCCUAGGCCCUGGAAUGGCAGUGAAGGUAAUGGCAAUGGACCGAAUGGUGUGCCGCCUCCGCCUAGGCAACCAUUUGCUGGAGGGCCAUUUCCGUUUAAGCCCUUUGGUAAUAGUCCGGAUAAUAUGCAACGUGGUCGUGGUCGCGGUCGCGGCUGGUCUGCACCAUACAGGCCCAACUUUCAGCGCAUGCCCAAUAAUCCGUUUGAUGGACCCGGGCCUGGUCCCAGCGGACCCGGACCUGGACCGCGUCCGUUCUUUCAGCGUAGAGGGCGCAUGCGUGGUAAACCUUGGAUGUAAUGACGUAUUAUAGUUAAUAUAUAUAUAGAGGUUAUAGUUGUUAGUUAUCUUUAUCUCAUUUGGAUUUAAAUUUAUUACACAUAUAUAAACAAAGAAAAAAAACACACACACACACAUAUAUAUAACCUACGUAUUUGAAAGUUGUGGCUCGUUGGCAACAACAAUUUAUAAACAAUUGCGGAAA
Messenger RNA from Drosophila busckii, 2898 nucleotides. RefSeq lists its product as uncharacterized. Gene Ontology annotation, molecular function: RNA polymerase II complex binding. Gene Ontology annotation, cellular component: RNA polymerase II, holoenzyme. Lineage: Eukaryota; Metazoa; Arthropoda; Insecta; Diptera; Drosophilidae. Gene Ontology annotation, biological process: mRNA 3'-end processing. The record is from RefSeq and is a predicted model, not a curated record.